UCCGCGUCGCUUUUCUUGGCCGGAUUCCGAUAAGCGAUGCGAGGCGCCGAGGAGGGAGGCCCGCCUGGAAGCGGCCAGCGUUCGUCGGAGCUGCCCGCUGUUUUUUUGCGCGCAGGGCGUCGCGACUUCAAAGCACGCCGCGACUGGUGGCGCUGAAUACGUAUAUGACACGGGCAGACGGCGGAGGUGCCGUGCUGCUGCCGGGGCGCGGGGGCGCCAUGCGGCGGUGGCGGCCGCACUCGUGGUGGGCGCUCCUGCUGACCGCCUGCUGCUGCCUGCACCUGGUGAACCCGCAGAUACACCUCUACGUGCCCGCACACCCUCCGGAGGAGUCCGGCUACUCGAGCCGCCAGGGCCAGUGCUCUUACGGCGGCGACGACCGGUGCACGUUCGUGCUUCUCUGCCUGCUGUCCGGCGGCACGGCAGCCGGUCGCUGCGGCAACAGCCUACUCUACACGUGCUGCGUGCGGCCACCCCGCACGCGGUCCUCGCUGCCAGCCGACCACACGUCGGUGCAGGCGCUCCAAGCGCGAAGCCCGGCCGCCGCGCGAACCGCCACGCAACGCAAGUACUACCACGUGGACGACGAAGAGGUCUGCGGGAGGUCAACGAACAAGCCACAGAGGAGAAUCAUAGGUGGUGAGGAUGCCCAGUACGGGGAGUUCCCAUGGCAGGCCCAUAUCAAGAUCUCCCGUCAGCAGUGCGGUGGAGCCCUCGUCAACCAUUACUACGUUGUUACCGCGGCGCACUGCGUCCAUCACACGCCCCUGCGGCGAAUCUCGGUGAUCCUGGGCGCGUACGACAUCCAGGACCAGCGGUACCAGUCGUCCCAGGCGCAGGCGUACAGCGUGCUCGAGAAGAAGAUCCACCCGAACUUCGCCUUCUCGGCGUCGCAGCCGGACCGCUUCGACGUGGCGCUGCUCAGGCUGGACCGGCACGUGCGAUACCAGGAGAACAUCCUGCCCAUCUGCCUGCCGCCCAGGGGGUGGACGUUCGAAGGGUGGCGAGCCAGCGUCACCGGUUGGGGAAAGACAGACUCCACGCUCAGUAACCGCUACGGCACGCGGGUCCUGCAGAAAGUGGAGGUUCCCAUCAUAACGCGCAGCGAAUGCGAGCACUGGCACCACAUCCGCGGCAUCCGCAUCAGGAUCCACCAGGAGAUGAUGUGCGCCGGCUACAAGGAAGGGCGUAGGGACGCCUGCGUGGGUGACUCCGGCGGACCGAUGAUGCUGAACUUGAAUGGUCGGUGGACGCUCGUCGGAAUCACGUCAGCAGGAUUUGGGUGCGCGCAGUCAUUCCAGCCCGGAAUCUACCACCAAGUGUCCAUGUCCGUCGACUGGGUCAUCGCGAACAUGCAGUGACCGGCAGCAUGACAAACGAACGAGCCGACAGUGUCCCACCCAAUGUGCAGGCAAAGUGUCUGUCCACUGGGAAGGGAGGACGGGCGCAAAAGGAGAAGAGAAACAUUGCAAAAGGAAAUGAGCAACAAUAAGGAAAAGCAAGCAGCAAAGCUAAACACAUGUACUGUGCAUUCCUACACGGCGCUUCCGUGUUACAGGAAUUGUUACGGAAUGGCAGACUCACGAGUGUCCGCAAGUGCGGUUGCUUACACGCUCGAUCGUGCCUCGAGUACAAUGGACAACAACGGUGAUGACGAACAUCGAGUGAACAGUGUUUGUUGCAGUCCGUGGACAAAGUGCUCGGUGACGAAAGAGUGUGUUGCCCGAGGGAGAAGGAACGCCGGCGAGUGAUAGUAAAUAAACGUUAUCGAUCAAGGGACAAUGUGCCAAUCGUGCUCUUCCCAGAUGAUUGGACCACGACGCAGCUUGCCUCGAAUUUGUUCUCUUUUUUUUUUUCGUAUAGCGCGCUCCCUCAACGGUGGAGUGUCCGUGAACUGACGUGUUGUUACAGCGACUCAUUAAAUGUUAGGAAUU
Messenger RNA from Dermacentor silvarum, 1934 nucleotides. RefSeq names its product serine protease 30. Gene Ontology annotation, molecular function: serine-type endopeptidase activity. The record is from RefSeq and is a predicted model, not a curated record. The transcript is spliced from 9 exons. The coding region runs from base 165 to 1361 and encodes 398 amino acids. Lineage: Eukaryota; Metazoa; Arthropoda; Arachnida; Ixodida; Ixodidae. Gene Ontology annotation, biological process: proteolysis.